Messenger RNA from Magnolia sinica, 4015 nucleotides. Its product is annotated as pentatricopeptide repeat-containing protein At5g24830-like. The transcript is spliced from 10 exons. Lineage: Eukaryota; Viridiplantae; Streptophyta; Magnoliopsida; Magnoliales; Magnoliaceae. The coding region runs from base 749 to 2632 and encodes 627 amino acids. The record is from RefSeq and is a predicted model, not a curated record. Gene Ontology annotation, molecular function: protein binding.
CUUCACCGUAAGCACAUGUAUGGGUGAUAUUUCAAUCGAGACCGUCCAUCUAGACGGCCCGGUUCAUUAAAUGGCACUAAUUGAAAAUGAUACCUAUCUGACAAUCCUAUCCCUUAGCUUUCAUCGUUUCCAAUAACUCAACGUAGAUGGUAUUCCAUCCACAGUAAGGCCCACUAUAUGGAAGGUCUUGAUUGGCAGAUCAUCCUGCCACGUGUGCUGCUGUCACGAACCUUAUUUUUGGACAAUAUUGAUCCAAGAGCCAGCAGAUCCACUACUAUUUCAACGGUCUAUGUUUGCAUUCGCCUCAUAGAUGGAGGCGAGACGCAGCACGUGUGGGAAAUCCCAGCCUUUCAUCACGCAAUCCCCACUCUGAAGAUGCAGUGCCUUGAAAAGCAGGCCCGUAAGAUCAUCAGGUAGGCCACCAGUGUCCAAAACCAAGAAACGAUUAGAGAGAUUGAUCAACGCUCAGAAUUCAAUGUCCAAACCGUGGCUCACAUUACUAUCAGACCGUCUUGAAUUUUCAUAAAUAGCAACUAACCACUCUUGAUACGCCCGAUGAACGGCUCCAAAUAUCACACACGUGUGCCUUGUUGACACGAGCAAUGCGAGUGCACUUGCAUUUCUUGCAUCAGAACCCUAUACUUCCUCCGCCUGUAACAGAUACCUGUAUCUAGGGUUUCAAGUCAGCCUUCCGAAAGAAAAAGCUCGAAAUGAAAUAAUCCCCCCCAAAAAGAAAGGAAAAUCUCAAAUGGUGUUUCUCGUUGCAAACGAGCAUUCCCAUUUCUAUCGUCUUUUUCGGAUUUUCAACACAAGCGUCUGCACCCAAGCUUUCAUCUUUGGAUUCAAUCAGAUUCUCUCGAGAAUUUUCUGUGAGAAUUCUCACAUCCAAACGGGAAAAAGGAAUGGUGACAUCUCGAGUUCUGUGCUUGAAAAUCCGAUGGUGAAUGUUGAGGAACCUUACCAGAUUAGAACCCAAGAUUUUUUUUUGAAAAGGAAGGAUGAUUAUAAGGACAAUAGAGAUCCGCAGGCUGUUUUCAAUGCAUUGGAUGCUAUGCUGAGGGCCACUUUAGAGCAUUUGAAGAAGAUAAGGGAAAGCAUAGUGAUGACUGGGACAUAUAGCUUGGCCACCGCUAAUCCUGGCUUUAUGGAGUGCAGUUCCGAAUCCAACUUAGCUAAACAAGCUGCCCUGAUUAAGAUGUUGUGCGUGGAAGGAAAGGUAGGAGUAGCCGUCCAGCUUCGGAAUGAGAUGCUACAACAAUGUGUCAUUCCAGAUGUGUUUACGUACAACUACCUUAUGAAUGGACUAUGCAAGAUGGGUGACCUGCCAAAGGCAAACUGGCUUUUGAAAGAGAUGCUUGAAGUGGGUGUAUUGCCGAAUUGCAUUACGUAUAAUACUCUGAUUGACGGAUAUUGCCGUUGCAAUAAUGUUGAUGAAGCUCUCAAUCUUGUUUUUUCGAUGGUUAAAACUGGCAUUAGACCCACCAAAGUAACUUGUAAUAUACUCGUUCAUGCCCUUUGCAACAGGGGUCUAUUGGAUGAUGCGAGGAAACUUCUCACAGAAAUAUUAGAAGAGCAUGAGGCCACGAAUCUGAUCACUUCAACCAUACUCAUUGAUGGGUGUUGUAGGAAUGGGGAUAUGGUUCAGGCACUUGAAUUUUGGGAUGAGAUGUCGAGGAAAGGUAUUGAAAUUGAUGUUACUGCAUACAAUGUCAUCAUCAAUGGAUUCUGUUUGGCUCGGGAUAUGAAGCUUGCAUAUGGGUAUUUCUGUGAAAUGUCAAAAAGAGGCUUUCUUCCGGAUGUAGUCACAUAUAACACUCUUAUAAAUGGGUUUUGUAAAGAAGGAAGAUUCGACGAAGCUUGCAAUAUCUUCACGAAGAUGUCUGCUAUGGGUGUUGUAGCCGAUCAGAUUUCAUACAAAAUGCUUAUUCAGAGUCUCUGUCUGCAGGGUUACAUCCUUGAAGCUACUGAUAUUCUACAUAAAAUGUUAGAGGAGUCAAUGGUCCCUGAGCCUCUUAUUUGGAAUGUUGUGAUCAAUGGGUAUGGAAGGUAUGGAGAUUUACACAAUGCUUGCUGGUUUCGAGAUCAGAUGACAGCAUUGGGUGUGAUGCCAAAUGUCUAUACUUACAAUGCAUUAAUUCAUGCGUACGUGAAGGUAGGGAAUUUUGUCGAUGCCCUAUCGGUAAAGCAGGAGAUGCUUUCAAACGGGUUUUCUCCAGAUGUUGUUACCUAUAACUUGUUGAUAGGUGGUGUGUGUAAUUUUGGUCAUAUUCAGUUUGCACUUGAAUUGCAUGAUGAAAUGCUGAAAAGAGGCUAUCAACCCGACAUCUUCACCUAUACCGAGUUGAUUCGAGGUCUUUGCAUGAAGGGGAAAUUGGAGGAAGCUGAAGAGCUUCUUGGGAAGAUGCAAAGAUCGGGCUUGCUUAUUGACCAUGUACCAUUUCAGAUACUCAUUAAGAAGUAUUGCAAGAGGAGAGAGCCAAUAAAGGCAUUUGAGCUCUAUGAGGAAAUGGUGGGGAUGGGGCUUGUAAGCCGUCCUUCUACUUAUUACGCUCUAAUCUCAGAAUUGAGGAAGGGAGGAUUUACACAAGAAGCUAUUCGAGUUUGUGACCAUUGGGAUGAAUUGGUCAUGUAGACGGUUUUUUUUUUUCCCUUCCACAGCGGCCUAUUUUUGCUGUUGCCAUUCUAUAUACGUGGGACCCACAUUUGUUUGCCACAGCAUGCAUUGACAUGACUGUGACCCUUUUUCUUGCUCCUUGAGAGUCCUUGCUUGCACAAGCACGGAUUUAUGUGUGAGUUUCCUGACCCCAAAAGACGGAGCAGGUCUAGCAUAGUCACCUGCAGGAAUGCCCAUGUGUCAUAGAAAGAAAAUGGGGUUUGCAAUCCACUAGUGGGGAUGUUGACAGUGGCAGGUUCGGGCAGCGUUCCAGAAAAUUCGUGCUAAAAAAACUCGUGAGCCCUUUGCAAGAGAUAUCGUUGAUGGCUCUCACGGGAAUGCUGGCAAAAGAACUGAUGUUAAUCCUGAACUGCCAUGACUGAAAAUUUUGAGAUUCUGUUUGCUGUACUUGAUGCAAUGCUGUCUCUAAUCGAAGUGGAAAGUGUCUUUUGCUUACCAAAUUGCGAUUCAAGAUAAUUCUUAACAAAGUAAAUACAGCAACAGUUUGCAUCCAACCCAAAAGGGCCAAAUAUUAUGUAGCUUCGAUUGUCCAAUUUCAGUGAAUUUUGGCGCAUGGGCCACUGUCCACAAUGAGGUCCACUUACACGAGGUUUGGAUUGCUGAAACAUUGGCCCCACUUAUACAAGGAGACUGUUCAUCAGUUCCGUGGGCCAUGCCACACAGUUCGAUGGAGAAGGCAAUUGAGGCAUGGCUUGACUUAUGAUAGUGGAAUACAUCUUCGAUUUGUAACAAUGCUGCGGAUCUUGAUUGAAACUUUCUGGGAAAAUGCUAGAUUGGAGCUGUCCAUCAGGUGGGCCUUAUCUUAUUUGUGUGAUGGCCUAUCAGAAUCAGCCCAUUCAACAGAUCAGAUGCAUGGUGGCUCGCGGGGGCAUUUGAAGAUGUACGGUGGCACGUGGCAUAUGCCCACAUGGUCAUUUUGGAACAUUUGGCACAUUCAGGAGCUUGAAGGUGGGAUGUGGCACGCACUUGUGGAGUACUUGAAAAUUGAGGGUUGAAUUUACGUUUUACAUUAGUAAUUGUAGAAAUAUGUGGCACAAGUGUCACUUAUACCAUACAUGCCUACAAAAAGUUGGUACUUGUUCUUGUACCUUUGGAAAUAUAGGCCAACACCCACCUUAAAUGUGGAUUGCCUUAUCUAGAUAAUUUAAUCUCUACCAUAUAUAAAGAUAAGACAAUUUUACCUAUGUAAUUAGUUUUUAAAUGAGGUAAGGCUUUUCUUUAUUUGAAGACAAGGGAGUAGUUUUAAAGAAAAUGGUAUUUAGGAAUUUAGAAAUGUAUGAUUGGUUUCUAUUAGGAGAAUUGUUUCUACUUUAGUAUAGUAAGAUUGUUGAUACAUGGGCA